CUUGAUAUCAGUCUGUGGAGUGAUAUAGCUCGGAAUCUCAAUGGUCAGGAACUGGCUGUCCUUGGUCGUUCUGGGCCAGUCAUGCUUGCUGUUUGCUCACUGCGAGUCACUGGCGCUACGAAAGGAGGUUACUCUCUGACCAGUACUCCAGGCACACGUUGUGUUCUCAACCCUGUUUCUGAAAUGGCUCACCUGGUCCAAUCUGUGUUCUUUGCCAGCACUAAUACAUGUCAAUAUUACCCUCCGAGGUUUGCAACUCCUACUGAGGCAGCGGCCUUCGAAGCUGAAUGUACGAAGACUGUGUCACAACUGCUUGCUUUGUGUUUUCCACCUGUUGCCGAUUCUACGCGUUACCAUUGCUCUGGUCGGAUCGUUUCGGUUGAUUCUUCUAUGCAGUGGUACUACUUGGGUUGUGCGCUUUGUUCCAAAGCAGCCAUAGAUUAUGAUGGUGUUGACAAAUGGUGUGAUGACCACCGUCGUUUGGUGCCUCAACAAACACAGAACUUUUACAAACUUCGGGUAACAGUUGAUGACAACACUGGAUCAGCAGCUUUUGUUCUGCUGGGUAGGGCCGCUGACCUUCUUGUGGGCUUGACUGCUAACGAUCUCUCUACUAGGUUUCCUUACCAGCGCAAUGUUCUUCCACAAGAACUUCUGGCUCUUGAAGGA
Messenger RNA from Linum tenue, 669 nucleotides. The record is from the annotation of a GenBank genome assembly. NCBI's taxonomy places the organism in Eukaryota, Viridiplantae, Streptophyta, Magnoliopsida, Malpighiales, Linaceae.